AUGCGGUUCGGUCUUGUCCUCUGCCUAUCGGCAGUCUCGCUUGCUGCUCCCACACACUUCCUCGAUCAUGCAUACGACUGGUCAGACGAGCUGGCUGAGUUCUAUGGCAAAAUUAGCCAGUACAUCAACACUGCGAAGCACAACAUCAGAGCCCCAUCGGCCUGUGAUGUGUCCAAAAUUGCCCUGCCAUCCUAUGCAUCAGGUCUUACCAGCCCCGAUGGCCUAAAGCCAGUAUACGUCGCACUAGGACGAGGCACACAGAAUUACACCUGCGCAGACUCAUCAUCCAAAAACGCACCCGUCGCUGCAGGAGCCGUCGCCAGACUCUACAACGCCACAUGCAUCGCAGCCAACUACCCAGGCAUGUUAGAGACACUUCCCAACCUAGCCUACAAAGUCACACUCCCAACCAACGAGUAUGCCUCGUUCCCUCCCUCAAACAUCGAUCUCAUGGGCCACCACUUCUUCUAUGAUGCCACAACCCCCGAGUUCAACCUCAAUACCACACCUGAUAAGCAGCAUGGUAUUGUCAUGACCAAAAAAGGUGGUUCGAUCGAUGCUCCUUCAAAUGCGCUCUCAGGAGAACAUGGUGCUGUCGCAUGGCUGUAUCUGACUACAACGGACGGUACUGUCGGGAACUAUAAAAGCGUGUAUCGAGUAGAUACUGCUGCUGGAUCCCCACCUAAGACAUGCAAAGGCAUGCCAUCUGCUUUCCAGAUGCAGUAUGCUGCGAACUACUACUUCUUUGGGGAAUAG
Messenger RNA from Penicillium olsonii, 756 nucleotides. The record is from the annotation of a GenBank genome assembly. NCBI's taxonomy places the organism in Eukaryota, Fungi, Ascomycota, Eurotiomycetes, Eurotiales, Aspergillaceae.